Molecule: messenger RNA, 1046 nt
Organism: Nicotiana attenuata
Lineage: Eukaryota; Viridiplantae; Streptophyta; Magnoliopsida; Solanales; Solanaceae
Product: multiple organellar RNA editing factor 2, chloroplastic-like
Exons: 4
Coding region: 62-736 (224 amino acids)
Biological process (GO): mitochondrial mRNA modification; cytidine to uridine editing
Cellular component (GO): mitochondrion
Source: RefSeq, a predicted model, not a curated record
AUUAUCAUUUCUUAAAACCCACACUAUAAACCCUCCCCUUAUCCUCUGUCUCCCACCAACAAUGGCCGGCACGACAGCCGUUCCCUUUCCGUCGACCUCCGUAUCUCUUGCCGGCGGCGAACUAUUCUUCACAACCCCGAAACUCCGACCAUUAAAUAUCGCCGUCCGUCCGACAUCCAUCCGGGUCGGGGCUCCAAAGUCAUGUCGGGUGAACAUUAUAACAUGCAAAGCUAAUCGGUCUGCAUACUCGCCGUUGAACUCCGGGUCGAAUUACUCCGGCGACCGCCCGCCCACUGAAAUGGCUCCGCUUUUCCCCGGGUGUGAUUAUGAGCACUGGCUUAUAGUUAUGGAUAAACCUGGAGGUGAAGGUGCUACUAAACAGCAGAUGAUCGAUUGUUACAUACAAACUUUGGCUAAAGUUGUUGGAAGUGAAGAAGAGGCCAAGAAGAAGAUAUACAAUGUUUCAUGCGAAAGAUACUUUGGUUUUGGAUGUGAGAUUGAUGAAGAGACAUCGAAUAAGCUCGAAGGUUUGCCUGGUGUUCUCUUUGUCCUACCAGAUUCAUAUGUCGAUCCAGAGAACAAGGAUUAUGGAGCUGAGCUAUGUGUGAAUGGAGAGAUAGUUCAGAGGUCACCUGAAAGACAAAGGAGAGUGGAGCCAGUGCCCCAGAGAGCUCAAGACAGACCAAGAUAUAAUGACCGAACACGUUAUGUGAGGCGCCGUGAAAACAUGCGGUGAAGAUUGACCUCUGUGUGAUAGUACAACGACUACUACUGCUGCGCCUCAAUCCCAAGCAAGUUGGGGCUCUGUGUGAUAGUUGUCCAGCUUUUUUAUCCUCGUUGGGGAAAAAAAGAUUAUAUCAUGAAAAGAGAAUGUAUUAGUCGUUCUUGUUUUCUAUUGGUCUGAGCUAUUGGAACAUUUGAUGAUUUAGUUGGAACUCUUAAAAAAGUAGGCAUUUAAUAGUCAGUAUGGCUCAUAAAGGUCAUUCAUCUGUAAAGUCAUUAGUCUUCUUUGUUUGCAUUCUGAUAUAGUUUUAUCUUAAAUGUUC